This is a messenger RNA of Hypoxylon trugodes, 1456 nucleotides long. RefSeq lists its product as uncharacterized. Gene Ontology annotation, molecular function: RNA binding; structural constituent of ribosome. Gene Ontology annotation, biological process: translation. The record is from RefSeq and is a predicted model, not a curated record. Lineage: Eukaryota; Fungi; Ascomycota; Sordariomycetes; Xylariales; Hypoxylaceae. The coding region runs from base 173 to 1357 and encodes 394 amino acids. The transcript is spliced from 2 exons. Gene Ontology annotation, cellular component: ribosome; mitochondrion.
CCAAUUGACUCUAAAGCCUCCAAAAUUUUGGCACUGAACAAAUUAUAGAGGCCUACCCACGCGCGGUGAGGGACCAAGAGACGGUGACAGUCCUCCUGUAUAUACCACCUAGCCAACUCGACAUUGCCUUUUCACCACCGAAUCGAAGAGAAGGGGGAGGAAAAAAGGGAAAAUGCAGAAAAUCCUUCGCCGCGUGGCCACCGCCGAGCGGGUAGCUGCCAAGCGGCAGAAGGCGAAAGAUCUCAGGAUCUUCAAGAAAGAGAAGAAAGAGUCAUUGAACGACCACAAAUCACAGAUGCAGAUGGUACGCUCUGAACUCGUUGCUGCGAAGAAUUCUAUAAGAGACAAUUGGAACCUAGGCCCGCUAGCACCUAGGAAGGACGUCGGCGAAUGGGCCGAAAGCGAGGGCGCCGUUGUUCAUGAGGCCCGCUACGGUACCGGAUACCGCCGUGUCUCCCUCGCCAUGCGCAAUCGCCGUUGUGCCUGGGCCGGCGGUGCUUACAACCUCAACCUCGCCGUCGGUGAUCGGGUUGUGUUGAUGGAAGGUCCGGAUGAAGGACGCAUCGGCCAGAUUGGGCGGAUCAAUGAGGAGAAGGCUGAGGUUCAAGUGAAUGGGUUAAAUAAGGCCAACAUCCGACUGCAACAAGAGAUCCGCGGCCAAACAGACGCCCCAGCCCUGAACACCGAACUGCCCAUCCCCAUCUCCGCGAUCCGACUCGUGCACCCGAUCAAAGAUACCCAGACCGGCGUCACGCGAGACGUCAUCAUCAACCAACUAGUCCACGCCGACUUCAUCCACGACCGAGUAACCGGCAAGAAGCAAUGGUCGCGUGUCGUUCCUGGUCUCAACGUAUCGAUCCCGUGGCCCAAAGAGGCCGAGGAAGAAUUAAAAGACUACGCCUCGGAUACCCUGCGUAUAGAUGUCGAAGAACGCACAUUUACGCCUACGCUACUCCACCCACCAAUGCCCGAAUCCGUCCUCGACGAACUGCGUAACAAAUACAGUCGUUUCCGUACGAGACACGACCCCGAGUACAUCGAACGCCUCGAGGCUGAGGAGCAGGCUAAGAAGGAUAGGCAGAAGUUGAUGAAUAGCAUGCGUACACCGUUACAAGAACUCCACCGUGCCGAGCGGGAGAAUAAGAAGAAGAAGGGUAAGCCGCGUCUGACGCAAGAGAUGCUGGAGAAGAUCGGCGAGGUUAUGGCGAAGAAUUUGGAGAGGACGAGGAAUGCGGGUGUCGCUCUACCUGAGGCCCCUAGCAGUAGUAGUGCUCCGACAACGUCUAGUGAGAUAGCUGUGCCUCCUCCACCUCCAGAGACGACAACUGAGGAAACACCUCCACCGCCAUCUUCGUGAGAGAAGAUUAGUUGUAAAAUAAAAACCAAAACGCCGUUUAAACCUGUAACAUAAAUGUAUAUACCGCAUUCAGGAACACAGGCUCAGAACCAACCAAUC